Molecule: messenger RNA, 5050 nt
Organism: Salvelinus namaycush (lake trout)
Lineage: Eukaryota; Metazoa; Chordata; Actinopteri; Salmoniformes; Salmonidae
Product: solute carrier family 12 member 7-like
Exons: 26
Coding region: 98-3499 (1133 amino acids)
Biological process (GO): chemical synaptic transmission; potassium ion homeostasis; chloride transmembrane transport
Cellular component (GO): membrane
Molecular function (GO): potassium:chloride symporter activity
Source: RefSeq, a predicted model, not a curated record
CAGAAGUAGAGAGCACUUCGAACUGUGCCUUGAAAAGGUGAGAGGGACUAGAGUAGUUUACUUUCUCAGAAUAGAGCCAAUGCGGUGAGGGGAUAAAAUGCCCACCAACUUCACUGUGGUUCCUGUUGAGGAUGGUGGUGCCGGGAAGUCAACUCUCGAAGGUGUGUUUAGUGAGGAAGAUGAAGAAGAUAUUUCUCUACGACGGCCCUACUCAGGAGAUGUCACUCCCAGAGAGAGCAGCCCUUUCAUCAACAACACUGACCACGACCAAGAAAACUACUACGAUGGCAAGAACAUGGCUCUCUUUGAGGAAGAGAUUGAGAGCAACCCCAUGGUGUCCUCCCUCCUCAACAAGCUGGCUAACUACACCAACCUCACCCAGGGGGUCACUGAGCAUGAGGAGUAUGAAAAUGAGGAGGGGGUUACAAAGAUUAGAGUCAAGAGUCCUCAGAUGGGCACCUUCAUCGGCGUGUACCUGCCCUGCAUGCAGAAUAUCCUGGGAGUCAUCCUCUUCCUGCGUCUCACCUGGAUCGUUGGCACCGCCGGCAUUUUGGAGUCUUUCGCCAUCGUCGUCAUGUGUUGCACCUGUACCAUGCUGACAGCGAUAUCCAUGAGUGCUAUUGCAACAAAUGGGGUAGUGCCAGCCGGAGGCUCCUACUACAUGAUCUCCAGGUCUUUGGGACCAGAGUUUGGUGGGGCUGUGGGCUUGUGUUUUUACCUGGGAACCACAUUCGCUGGCUCCAUGUACAUCCUGGGUACCAUUGAAAUCCUUCUGACGUACAUCGUGCCAAACGCUGCAGUGUUUGUGGCGGAGAAGAAGGAGGGCGAGGCGGAGGCCAUGCUGAAUAACAUGCGUGUGUACGGGACUUGCUGCCUGGCUCUCAUGGCUCUGGUGGUGUUUGUGGGAGUCAAAUAUGUCAACAAGCUGGCCCUGGUCUUCCUGGCCUGUGUGGUGCUCUCCAUCAUGGCCAUCUACGCCGGAGUCAUCAAGACCGUCAUAGAACCACCAGACUUCCCAAUCUGUCUCCUGGGGAACCGUUCCUUGCAGAACCACAACUUUGAGAAGUGUGUGAAGACAGAGGUGAUCAAGAACGUGACGUACACCACUAAGCUGUGGGAGCUGUUCUGUGACAGCCGCCACCUCAACGCCACCUGUGAUGAGUACUUCACCCUGAACAACGUCACUGAGAUUCAGGGCAUCCCAGGCCUGCUCAGUGGGGUCAUCAAAGACAACAUGUGGGGGGACUACGGGCCCAGUGGGAUGUUGGUAGAGAAGAAGAAUCAGUCGUCUGUUCCAGCCCAGGAUAACUCCAGAGAUAUCUACAUGCCUUACGUCUUCAACGACAUCUCCACCUUCUUCACUCUGCUGGUGGGAAUCUACUUCCCCUCCGUCACAGGAAUCAUGGCGGGCUCCAACAGAUCUGGAGACCUCCGAGAUGCCCAGAGGUCUAUUCCUUUCGGCACCAUCCUGGCCAUAGCAACCACUUCUUUCAUUUACAUGACCUGUGUUGUGCUAUUUGGGGCCUGUAUCGAGGGUGUCGUUUUGAGAGACAAAUUUGGGGACUCUGUCAAGAAGAACUUGGUGAUUGGAACUCUGGCAUGGCCUUCUCCAUGGGUGAUCGUGAUUGGCUCCUUCUUCUCUUGCUGUGGGGCAGGGCUGCAGAGUCUUACUGGUGCCCCUCGUCUGCUGCAGGCCAUAGCACGUGACGGGAUUGUCCCCUUUCUGCAGGUGUUUGGUCAUGGUAAAGCCAAUGGAGAACCUACCUGGGCCCUCUUGAUGACCGCUGGGAUCUGUGAGAUUGGAAUCCUCAUUGCAUCACUGGAUGCUGUUGCCCCCAUUCUCUCAAUGUUUUUCCUGAUGUGCUACCUGUUUGUCAACCUGGCCUGUGCUGUCCAGACACUGCUCCGCACUCCCAACUGGAGGCCCAGGUUUAAGUUCUACCAUUGGACGCUGUCAUUCCUGGGGAUGAGUCUGUGUGUCUCCCUCAUGUUCAUCUCCUCCUGGUACUACGCUCUGGUAGCCAUGUCCAUCGCUGGAUGCAUCUAUAAGUACAUUGAGUACAGAGGGGCAGAGAAGGAGUGGGGAGACGGGAUCAGAGGUCUCUCCCUGAACGCUGCCCGCUAUGCUCUGAUCCGCCUGGAGGAAGUGCAGCCACACACUAAGAACUGGAGGCCUCAGUUACUAGUGCUACUGAAGCUGGAUUCAGACUUGGGGGUGAAACACCCUCGUCUGCUGUCCUUUACCACCCAGCUGAAGGCAGGGAAAGGUCUGACCAUCGUCAGCUCUGUGUUGGAGGGCACCUACAUGACCCUGGGGGCUGAGGCCAAGAGCGCAGAGCAGAACGUCAAGUCGGCCAUGCACGCAGAACGUACCAAAGGUUUCUGCCACGUGGUGGUGUCCUCUAACCUGAGGGAUGGUUUCUCCCACCUGAUCCAGUCGGCAGGGCUGGGGGGCAUGAAACACAACGCCGUCCUCAUGGCCUGGCCAGGGGGCUGGAAACAGGCUGAGGACUCCUACCCCUGGAAGAACUUCAUUGAGACGGUGAGAGAGACAACGUCAGCCCAUCAGGCCCUGCUGGUUGCUAAGAACAUUGACAAGUUCCCCAGCUCUGAGGACCGUCUGGGGGAGGGCACCAUAGAUGUGUGGUGGAUCGUCCAUGAUGGAGGCCUUCUCAUGCUGCUGCCUUUCUUACUGCGCCAACACAAGGUGUGGAGGAAGUGUAAGAUGCGUAUCUUCACCGUGGCUCAGAUGGAUGACAACAGUAUUCAGAUGAAGAAGGACCUGCAGAUGUUCCUUUACCACCUCCGUCUCAAUGCUGUAGUGGAGGUGGUGGAGAUGCACGAUAGUGACAUUGCAGCCUUCACCUAUGAGAAGACCCUGGUGAUGGAGCAGCGCUCUCAGAUGCUGAAACAGAUGCAGCUGUCCAGGAACGAGAGGGAGAGAGAGAUUCAGAGCAUCACAGACGAGUCGCGUAUCUCCAUCAAGAGGAAGAAGUCAUCAGUGGUGGAGACACUAAAGGCCCCAAACACACUACAGGUCCCAAGCCUGUCCAUAUCCAGGGACAUGCGGGAGGAUGAGGAGGCUCAGCUGAUCACUAAGCUGGGCACUAAGUCACAUGACAACCUCAACGAAAACGCUACCGCCACGCCUGACCACCGCGUCCACAUGACCUGGACCAAAGACAAGCUGAUCACCGAGAGGAACCGUAACCGCAGCGAACCCAACGUGGGCGUGAAGGACCUGUUUAAUAUGAAACCCGAGUGGGAGAGUCUGAACCAGUCUAACGUGCGGAGGAUGCACACCGCGGUCAAGUUGAAUGAGGUUGUGGUCAACAAGUCCCAAGGUGCUCAGCUGGUGCUGCUGAACAUGCCUGGGCCGCCCAAAAACAAGGGAGGAGAUGAGAAUUACAUGGAGUUCCUGGAGGUUCUUAUGGAUGGGCUGGACCGGGUGCUGCUGGUGCGUGGCGGAGGCAGGGAGGUGAUCACCAUCUAUUCUUAGCGCCAGCAGACACAGGACGGGCAUGGUGCAGCCUCAGAGCCUCCGGUGUGGCCGGCCAGCCAAGUGGCUGGGCCUCAGCCUCUGCCACAGUGCCAGGAGAGGAGCUGGGCGCCCCCUACAGUAUGGGAGGACAGUAGGGGGCUACCUCCACUCUUAGAGCAGGCUGAGCACACACCGCUGCUGACUGGUGGAGGACAUCAGAGGGCACUCUGGAUCAUCCUCCCUUUUUAUUUCUUGUCAUAUUCCUUUCAGGUUUUCCAUGUCAGUCGUUAUGAAUAGGAGUUGUUUCAGUAGAACAAAGUGCAUGAGUAAUGAUAUUAGAUUAGAUAGAGACAUCCUCUGAUGACAUAGCUCAGGGCACUAAUGCAGUAUGGUCUAGUCCAGUGAUUCCCAAAUUGUGGGGCGAACAAGGAGUCAGCGGGGGGGGGGGGGGGUGCAUUACUGCCCUAAACUAUGUCAUCAGAGGAUGUCUCUGUUGACAUAGCCCCCCCCCCCCCCUCCCCCCCAAAAAAGAAACUCUGUCCGGCUUUCAACUUACUCUUGAAAGUUGUAAUAGUAGAAUGCCCAAGUUACAAUUUCAUUGGGUAGUAAUGCAUUGGUUAGUUUUCCUCUUGUCAUUGCAUACCUUAGCGAGCUAUUUAUAACUUGUCAUAAAUGUCCAGAUCAACUAGCCCAUGGCAGCUAAUGGUUUUUAGCUUUUGCCCAUAGAAAUAGACUUGGCACGCGUGCAGGAUGUUCCCCAAUGCCGGAAUGAAAAGGUUUGGGAACCCCUGGUCUAGCUGAUAUGGGAUGUAGCUUGUAAGUUCAGAUGGUAGACAGGUGUUUAAAUCCCAGGUUGGGCAGCCUACUGCAGUUGUGCCCUUGAGCGAGCCAUUUUCCGUGAAUCGCCUCAGUAUCCAGUUGUGUAUAUGAGCCAUUUGCGCAAAACAUAAUGAAUUAUGAAAAUAUUAAAUGUCCUCACAAAUUUCACUUAUUGAGAUUUGUUUGAGCACAAUUUUCUAUUAUAGGAAUACAGUAUUUUCAUCUCAUUUUGAUGAAAUACACAAUGGCAUAGGGAGGCCACAAUACAAAUAUGUAGUUUUGUUACACUAAAUUAGAUUGGUUAUGUUUUAUUUUACAGUACUAUUUAAGGUAAUUAUUAAGUAACUGUUAUGUAAUUACAUUUUUUCCCAUAGAAUGUCUGUGUAAAUACCUGAUAAAACAGCUUUCAAAUAAAGCCAUAGCCAGGAGAUAUGGAUAUGCUAUACACAAUAGUUUUGUAUUUGAAAUAGUUCUCACCAAAGCAAAGCUCUUGAGAUUUUUGUGGUCCAUUGUGGUGACCAAACUUAAUAUACUGUACAUUAAGAUAAUUACCAGGCUUUAUUUGAUCUAAUCAAAUGACAAGCCUUUAUGGUUUGGAUUCUGUGUCAGAGAUGAGGCAGAACAGAAGUCAAACUGUACAUUCUGAUCCUCGACUGUCUAUGGUUGCGUCCCAAAUGGCACCCUAUUCCCUAUUUAGUGCACUACUUUUGACCAGAGCCCUACAGAUGAGGGAUCUUAAUUUGAGCCAGU